Molecule: messenger RNA, 1120 nt
Organism: Cicer arietinum (chickpea)
Lineage: Eukaryota; Viridiplantae; Streptophyta; Magnoliopsida; Fabales; Fabaceae
Product: probable calcium-binding protein CML48
Molecular function (GO): calcium ion binding
Source: RefSeq, a predicted model, not a curated record
UAAAAAAGUAGAAACGUCAAAUCAAUCUUGUGUUUCUCUUCUCUUGUAUUAUAUCUAUCUGGUAUUUGGUUUGUGUCUUACAAGUUACAACAACAACUCCAAUUGAAUUUUGUGCUUCUUCUCUUCGGCCAGCGAUGUCUUCAUACGGUAGAUACAAUUCUCAAUCUCAACCAUACGCUCCAUCUGCACCUGAGUUACCUCCUCCUUCUUCUAACUACACCCCCCCAAAUAACUAUACCCAAACUUCACCUCCCUCUUCAAACUACACUCAAGGUUACGGUUAUGGACAAUUUUCAUCAUCUGGUUAUUCCAAUUUCCCACCAGGAACAAACCCAGACAUCAUUACCAGCUUUCAAAUGGUCGAUACUGAUCGAAGCGGUUUCAUCGACGACAGAGAAUUGCAACGAGCUCUUUCUUCUUCUUUUCAUAGUUUUAACCUAAGAACUAUUCGUCUUCUUAUGUUUCUCUUCAAACAUCCAAAUGAAUCCCUCAGAAUUGGGCCAAACGAAUUUGCAGCUCUUUGGAAUUGCCUUGGUCAUUGGCGAGGCAUAUUUGAGAGAUAUGAUAAAGAUAGGAGUGGAAAAAUUGAUCCAUUAGAGCUAAGAGACGCUCUCUAUGGUAUUGGCUAUGCAGUACCAGCCUCAGUUCUACAACUUCUGCUUUCAAAGUAUGGUGAUGGAAGUGCUAGGAGGGUUGAACUUGGUUUCGACAAUUUUGUUGAGUGUGCGAUGAUUAUCAAGGGUCUGACUGACAAAUUUAAGGAUAAGGACAAGCGUUACUCGGGUUCAGCUACACUUUCUUAUGAUGACUUUAUGUCUAUGGUCAUUCCUUUCCUUGUAUCUUAUGAUUGAGAAGUUAGUUAUGCUCAUUGUCAAGUUUUCUUAGUUUUUUGGUGCUACAUUGAAUUGAUUGUUUUAUGAGUUUGGCUGUCCAUAAAUUUUAAGUUGUAAUGAUUUUGUAUUUUGUAAUAAGUUUGCUAGUAGUUGAUAGAGCUGAAAUGUUGUUAUCAAAAGGUGUCUUUGACACAUUUUUUGUUAUCCUAAACAUUAUAUAGAAGUUGUGCAUGACAAGAAGAGAUAUGUGAUUGUGCUAGUACAGAGAUUUAUGUUUCAACAUCGGA